This is a messenger RNA of Paracoccidioides lutzii Pb01, 858 nucleotides long. Its product is annotated as Class II Aldolase family protein. Bases 1 to 858 code for a protein of 285 amino acids. The transcript has 2 exons. Gene Ontology annotation, cellular component: cytoskeleton. The record is from RefSeq and is a predicted model, not a curated record. Gene Ontology annotation, molecular function: actin filament binding.
AUGGCUCCCUCCUUUGUCAAAGAAGACAGACCUAUCAGCAGUGCUAUCGUCAAUAAAAAUGAGCCAAAGCCUGCCAUCAUAGUUGAACAGGUCCAGUUGCGCGACCGCACUGUGACUGGCCAACAGCUGCAUAUCAGACAAUACCCGAAGUUCGAUAGUCUGGAAGAAGAGCGACUCUACCGCAAACAGCACCUCGCUGCUGCAUUUCGGGUUUUCGCUGACCGUGGCUUUUAUGAGGGUGUGGCAGGCCACAUCUCUGUAAGGGAUCCAAUUUUGACUGAUCAUUUUUUUUCAGACCUCAUCCUCGUCAACGAAGACGGCAACGUUGUCAUCGGCACCGAACCCAUAAACAGCGCUGCCUUUGCCAUCCAUUCAGAAAUCUAUAAAGCCCGGCCCAACGUCAAUGCUGCCUGCCACGCCCACAGCGUCUACGGCAAGGCUUUCUCCACCUUCGGCCGCGAGCUAGACAUGAUGACCCAGGACGCGCUACACUUCUACAAAUCCCACGCCGUCUAUCAGGAUUUUCGUGGAGUCGUGCUGGACCGUGAAGAAGGGAUUAAUAUAGCCAUGUCGCUGGGGGAUGGAAAAGCGGCCAUCUUGCAAAAUCAUGGCCUGUUAACGGUGGGUGAGAAUGUGGAUGAGGCAGCGUUUUGGUUCAUUAGUUUGGAUAAGACGUGCCAUGCUCAGUUGUUAGCCGAUGCUGCGUCGGCGGGAUCAGGGUAUAAAAAGAUUAUGGUUAGUGAGGAGGAGGCGGAGGCUACUGCGAAGCUUGUUGGUGGACCAGAUAAGGGAUGGUUGGCGUUCCAAGGGUAUUAUGAUGAGCAGCUUGCUAAGACGAACGGGUCGUUUUUGAAAUAG